Salvia splendens (bonfire salvia) is the source of this 1194-nucleotide messenger RNA. RefSeq lists its product as uncharacterized. The coding region runs from base 1 to 1194 and encodes 397 amino acids. The record is from RefSeq and is a predicted model, not a curated record. The transcript has a single exon. Lineage: Eukaryota; Viridiplantae; Streptophyta; Magnoliopsida; Lamiales; Lamiaceae.
AUGGUCCGCAGCCCGCGUUUUUGGUCGCGUCAGCCUUGGCAGAACCGUGAUAGCCGAGGGCUGGCAAGUACCUCCGCAGCACCGACAGCGGCAACAGGCACAGCCGCCGCGGGACAGACCACGGGUUCCGUGGGUCGCAGUGGGGAAAGGCCGCGUUUCGGCGAGAUUCAGGUUUCCCAAGCUGAAAAGACGGAACGCACCCGUCGGGGCUUGUGUUACUAUUGCCUCGAGAAGUGGAUUGUCGGGCACGUGUGCAAACAGAGACUGCUAUGCUACGCGGAGGACAAAGAGGGAGAUGAUGAGGACUCGGAUGGAUGCCCGGCUGAUGAGACUGUGCCCACGGACGUGUCGCAUGUUCACGCGAUGGACGGGGGUCGCCGAUCUCGACCGAUGAAGGUCGUGGGAGUUAUACACGAUCGCGAGGUGUGUGUCCUAAUUGACACAGGGAGCGACCAAGAUUUUCUCCACCCGAAGGUUGCUGAAUCACUGCACUUGCCACUCUCGCCUAUUCAUCCUUUCAAGGUGAUUGUGGGCAACGGGGCGGCCCUUCUUUGCACUCAUGUUUCCAGACAGACAAAAUUGGAGGUGCAGGGCUCGAUUUUCAUGGUGGAUCUCCAUAUUCUACCUAUUCACGGUCCAGAUGUGAUUCUGGGUAUGGACUGGCUGGAAUCGUUGGGGAAGGUGACCGCAGAUUUCGCAGGAAAAACAUUAGAGUUUGUUCACGGGGAGAGCCGUAUUACGCUAACGGGGGUUACGCCACCUGCCCGUAAGAUAGAUGGAGCCUCACUGGCGGCUUUGAUGUCCCCUUCGGGAGGUUUGGAAGUAUAUGAGAUUAUGCUCUUGGAACCGGAGACGACCACCACCACAUCCGAGGUCCGCGAGGAUUUUCCGGCUGAUCUUCCGCCGGCCAUAGCAGCAGUUAUGGAGACUUACAGACCGGUUUUCAGCAUGUCGUCCGGGAUGCCACCAUUAUACCCUUUUGAUCACCGCAUACAUCUGUUGCCGGGCACGAAACCGAUCAACGUAAGACCGUACCGCUAUCCCUAUUUUAAAAAAAAUGAGAUAGAGCGGCAAGUCAAAGACAUGCUUGACCAGGGGAUUAUUCAGAGAAGCAUCAGUCCGUUCUCUUCACCAGUACUACUGAUUCGUAAGAAGAUGGAUCUUUUCGCUUCUGCAUUGAUUAUCGUGCACUGA